Molecule: messenger RNA, 3666 nt
Organism: Rhizoctonia solani
Lineage: Eukaryota; Fungi; Basidiomycota; Agaricomycetes; Cantharellales; Ceratobasidiaceae
Product: non-repetitive/WGA-negative nucleoporin carboxy-terminal protein
Exons: 22
Coding region: 1-3666 (1221 amino acids)
Biological process (GO): transcription-dependent tethering of RNA polymerase II gene DNA at nuclear periphery; protein import into nucleus; poly(A)+ mRNA export from nucleus
Cellular component (GO): nuclear pore outer ring
Molecular function (GO): protein binding; structural constituent of nuclear pore
Source: RefSeq, a predicted model, not a curated record
AUGUUUGCAUCACCUGCACCUUCUGUGGCGAGAACGCGCCGUGCGGCCCAACCGAAUGCUCGACAAAGCCAACCGCCUCGACGUACAAGUGUUGCUCCACGUGCUGGUACAUCUAGACUGAAUACACCUGCUAUACGUGCAUCAAUUGGCCCAGGCCAUGACUCGGUUUCAGAGGACCAAGAUAUGAGGUCUGAGGCUUCAUAUGCAACUGUGACAGCUGCAGAAGCAACAGGACUACCUACAUAUGUUAAAACUCCAGAGUUGACGGUGGUUUUGAGCGGCCAUUUUCCAGAGGAAGUACGGAGGAUACUGGGAAGUUCAGAAAGCGACCGAAAUGCAUCAACCGGUCAAGUCGAUAUUCUCACUGGGUAUUCCUUCCUUGUCACCAAGAAGACCUGUUUCGUUUGGAACCCAACCAAGGCAAGAGGAUUUGCUCGGUAUCUUAACUUUCCCUCUGAGCCCCCUUUACAGAGAAGUCAUGGCUCCCCGACUUGCUACAUCUUUCCAACCCCUCGUGAAAAUAAAGAUGCUACGCAUACGCUAUUGCCCAACGUGUCAUUGAUACCUUAUGGAGCCAGUCGUGAGCCAGGUUUGCUCAUAGUCUCGACUGCCGGAGAGAUUCGAAUUUGGGAGAGCAUCAAUGCCGGCUUGGCGGGGGCUGAACAUUUCUACACCACCUCGGCCUCACUUUCAGGCGGCGAGUAUAUUUCCAGUCUUUACCGAUGCGAGGCCUCGUUCUAUAUUCUUGCAACGACCUCUGGUCGCCUCCUCCGGAUGGUCUUGUCAUCCCCUGGUGGCAAGACUCAGACCGUGAUCGCACCUUUCUCCCAGCACCAUGGGUUGCUAUCCUUUUCUCGUUUCUUUGGAAGAGGGACUGGGGAGCUGGACGGAGGUGCCGUGGUGGCUAUCUCCGAAACAGCCUCUGAAACUCGUCAAGCCCGAAGCAAAAACAUCUGGGCACUUACCAAAAAAACUCUACAAAAGUGGACCAUUGGCGAUGGAUGGGAGCAGAUGCCGUUUGAAUACGAUGUACGGGCGUCUGUUCAACAAGGUCUUGUUCCCGAGGAUCAAGAAGAAGCCGAGUUGCCUGAGCUCGACAUUGAGCUACACGACCUUAAAAUGCAAGGCAAUGAACACGCACUCAUUCUCUUCUCGUACUUGCCACUAAAUGAAUUGGAGUCGACUGACUCAGCCCCAUAUCGAACCUACGCCAUUGCAUCAUUCGCUCCAGCAGGCGAUGCUCUCACCUCAAUAAAGUUCGAUAAGGUGCCUUAUGAGGGGACCCGGGACCCCCGUCCUGCAUCCAACCCUACGCUUGAACUCAUUGACAAUGGGAAUGUCGCUCUUGUUCAAUUCGUCGAUGCAGUAACGCUUCAGUCUUUGAAUGCAGGAUCAACGUUCAAAACGCAUUUGAUGUUCAAGGAUCGUCGAUGGAAUCGCACUCUUGGGCACGGAGUUCCGGACAAGCAAGCACCUGGUUCGAACACGGUCGAACUGAUGCUCAUGACUGUUACAUCGGGCCAACUAAGUAUCCAUCUUGACCUUUCAAGGAUCAAGCGUGUCGACGACACGAGCAAGGUCAAUCAGUCUAGGGCCAUCAUGGAGCAAGCCAUUCGCUUCGGUACGAUCCAGGAUAACCCCUUCGUCUUCCGACUCGACCCCGAAUUAAAGGAGGCCGACUUGGGCAGCGCCGCAGUCGGUCUCAGCCGCGACAUUGUUAACUCGGCAAUUCAUGAGUCUCGCCAUGCUAUGGACCUGAGUCAACAUAUCAACCAGCGAUUGGGUCAACUCCAGGCACUUAUGAGAUUCCUUAAUGAGGACCACGCUACUGCACAUAUGUCAGAUUCAAGCAGGCAGUCGCUGGCCUAUGAUGCUGAGAAAUUAUUUGCUGCAAGCGCACUGUGGCAAUACGAAAAUGAACACUCUGGUCAACGUCGAAAGUCCCUAUUGACCGAGAUAAUUGAGCGUUACUUUGGGAAUGACAGUGCUCCAUCGGAAGAAGGUCCCGUACGGGCAUUCUUCAAGGGACACCUGGAAGACUUGGCCGAAAUUAUUAUAAACGCUGACUACGUCGUAGACGAUGCUUACCGAAGCGGUGCUCCCAACCUUGUCGAAACCCUUCGUGUGGCUAACCAACUGGUUAUGAUAAUCUAUAAUACUGUUAAUGCAUUCCGACAACAAAGCCUAGGCUUUUAUGGUUUGGAAGAUGCACCGCCUAGCCUCGCGCCUUGGACGAGUGAACCUGAAGUUCUCGAGACUAUGCAGGAGCUGUUCACAUAUACUGGUCGCAUGCUAGGGGAUCGGGCAAGAGACUUGGGCAAUACUCUAAAGACCGUACCAGCCGAGCGUGACAUUCAAAAUGAGCUCAAGGGCCAACUACAAGAUUUAGCUAAAUACUUGUUUGCCAAUUAUAGCGAGCGACUGGAAUAUUUGCAAAGACAAAAUGCAUCGGCAGAAGACAGGAAAGAAGCUGUAGCUUUAGACCAGCAGUUUGCGAAUUACAGGCCGUCGAUGCUACGCAACCUUGCUACCUAUGACCAGGGCGAGGAUGCAUUCCAGCUGGCCGAACAGUAUAGGGACUUUCGCAGUCUGGCAGAGCUUUGCAACGACAGUAAACUUGCCAGUGAUCUGCGAACUCAAAAUUACUUGGAGCGAUACCAACAGGACUUCGCUAGCGAAUUGUACCAGUGGUAUGUCGAACACGGUAAACUUCAAACCCUGCUGUUACAGGAUAAGAUCUAUUGGCCCCUCUUGCAUGGGUUCCUCCAAAGUACCGAUUACCCACGGAUUUCAUGGCUUCAUGAUAUAGCUGUUAGGGAUUUCCAGAGCACGACUGCAACGUUAUCAGGAGAGAUCGCAAAGGAGACCAAGCUCGACGCAAAACAACUUUUGCUUAGCUUGUCAAAGCUCUCGACUGUUGCUGAAAACAAUCUGGAGAGCUUUAAUUCUGGCCAGGUACAAGACGACCUCCAAGUCUACGACGACCAGCUCGACCUAGUUGAACUGCAGCGCGAAAUACGGGUCGAGUUCGAUAGUGUAGUAGCCGAGGCGAACGUUCGUGGCCGGCCGUCUAUAGACGUCCAAGCUGAUGUUCUAGCUCAAGAAUUAAUUCCCUCAACAGUAGAGGAUGCAAACAACGCACUUUUCAAACGCCUGGUGAAGCAACUGCUUCAGAGAAACGUACUAUCGAGUUACGAUCUGGUGGAUAUUCUCACCUUGCGCAUCAGCAAGCCCGAAUCUACCUCUUUCAUUGACGCUGCAUCCGUAAUUGAACGCACUAGCAAGGAAUCUAAAGAAUACAAAGAUGCACUCAGGACACUUUGGAGGCGAGCCUGGAUCGAGGACGACUGGAUUGAAGUUCGUGACCAAUCUUCUCAAACUGAUGAGCAGAUCUGGCAAAAUAUCCAACAAACUGCGGUUUGGCGGCUGAUAGUGUAUCUGCUCAGUGUUCAUGAGGAAAGUCUGAUCAUACCCCCCUCCGAAGCUGCUAUCACUCCUACAAGUGCAACGCUUAGUAGUCGGUUCCCUGAUCUUCCUAGCCACGCUAUAGAUGCCUUGCUCAGUGACUUGGAACUUGAGGAAAUCAAACUCCGACGGCUGCUUGAUUCGGGGGACGUCGAGGAGUGGUACGCCGAAGCUGUAGAACGUGCCAGACAAGUGACAUAA